This is a messenger RNA of Wickerhamiella sorbophila, 2598 nucleotides long. RefSeq lists its product as hypothetical. The transcript has a single exon. The coding region runs from base 1 to 2598 and encodes 865 amino acids. Lineage: Eukaryota; Fungi; Ascomycota; Dipodascomycetes; Dipodascales; Trichomonascaceae. The record is from RefSeq and is a predicted model, not a curated record.
AUGGUGGACGACCAGGACAAUCUGAUCCCGCUCCAGGACAGACACCGGCCGCACAAGGGGAAAUUGGGCCUUAUCAAGGCUUUCCGGCAAAAGAGCUGGAGUCGUGGUCUUCGAACUAAAAAGGGCGAGCGUGUGUUGUUUUACAUGGUGAUUGCAGUCGGUAUCACCACUCUAGCCUUCAAGCUAGCGACCUUGGGGCUCCACAUUGCUUUAUACAGCACAUCGGUAUUCAGUGAUUCUAUUCCGCUCACAACGCCACGAGCAUGGUACGGCUUGACCGGUGUCAGCAUUGGCAUUGUCCUUGUUAACUCGCUCUUCUCUGUGUGGAAGCACGCCAGAUUACGCAAGUUCAUCAAGCAAUCGGAGUCGGCUUCCCUUGAAAAGGGAUUACCAGUGGACGCAAAGAUCUUGCCUCCGAAAGCGACUCUAUUCCAAAAUAUUGGCAUUCUUUCCUGCACAGUUCUGAACUUGUUCAUGCUGGUCACCACGAUUGCUUUGCUAGUCGAUUCGUCGUCACGAAUGUUGGAAAAUGAUUACACGGCAGUUUCGCUGGCACUGGAGGUCUUGGAGAGUUUUGCCGCUGGACUGAGCGCUAUUUUCACCAUUUUGGAUAUCAUGUACCUGUGUUGGACGGUGUUUAUGUUUUCGCAGAGCAUUCUGCUCGUCGUGUCGAUCCUCAACUUUGUCAUUGCAGUCUUGACGGUCUUUAUCAAUGACCUGACUCGUGCUUUGGUCAAUUACAAUAACGACGAGAAUCCUUACUCCAUUUUCGAUGACGAUAAUGGUACAAGUUUCAAUGUAAACGUCCAUGCAUUCAGCCAUUACCGUGUGUAUCCUAUGUUUGCUCUUGUUGAAGGCGCUGUUGGAUUAAUGGGCGUCGGCAUAUGUCUUGUCGUUGGUGCUAGCAAUCGGUUGACCGUCACACUCGCGGAUCUGAUGCGGUUUUUCGUGCUCUGUUCCAUCGUGUCCAGUAUCCUUAAUGUCGUUUGGUUCGCAAUGUCUUGUGCAAAUACCGGGCUUCAGACAAACAACCCCUACAUGCACGAAGCUAUUAUUGCAAACCCGGUGUUGUCCUCUGUUGGUUUCUGUCUUUUAAUUAUUGGUAUUCUUACCUGUGCACACCUACAAGCUCAACCACCUAAUAAAUUACGGGUUCAACCGUAUCGCCUGGAUAGUUUGACUCCUCAAAAGCUGCGGGCCUGGGAAGCGCUGAUUGAUCAGUACAGUCGAUCUAUUCCAGGUGCCGCGUCCGGUAAACAAGCACUGGACCUUAUGCAGGCAUAUGUCAAGUCACCCAUGGACGGCAUGGAUUGCGUAGUCCUCCGCGUUUACGACGAGGAAGUUCGAGACCGAGAACAGGAAAAGUCAUACGAAAAAGUUCGUGCGUGGCAACAGCUUGAUACUCAGUCGCUUUUUGAAGAUAACGAUGGGGUGGCCGAUGUAUUAACUCUUGUGCCUAGCGAUGGGUCUCCCGCCGCGGGCGAGAAAAAGAUGUCAAAGAAUGCAGCUAAGCGGGCUGCUCACAAAGCGGCUAAAAAGCAGGCAAAGGGUAACAAGCGUGAUAGUAUCAAUUAUCCUAUCACUGCUGCACAGAACACCAACGAGCUACAGGCCGAUCUCGAGUUCAGAGCAGAGCUGAUGGCAACAGAGGCUUUGGUUAUGCUCACUCAGAUUCACGAGUAUGACUUGACUGCUCCCAUCAAUGGACGGAUGGGAAAGUGGCUGCUCAAGACACUGGGUGUCGAGAGUUGGUCGAAGCUGCUGGUAGUCCGCAUGGGUCUUCUUGCUACCCAUUGGCCAUUCAGACAAGCCAUUUUUUAUACAGCGCCUACGAAGCGACCAAACGCGCGGUCUGCGGCUGUCUUGCAGGCAAUCGCCGAAUGGAAUAUCAAGCGGCCUCGUGCAGAACGGUGCACUAUGCUACUUGACCCUGUCCCAGCUUACAAUGGAUCAGAACAAAGCAUCCAACCUUCAGGUUGGCUCCCCACCUAUGUCCCACCUUCGCAUGUUGUUGAUCUCCGAAAGUUCAAAGGAAAGCAGCUAACUGAUUACUUGAAGGCCAUCAAGUACCGCAACCAGGCUGUUGCGUUCAAUAAAGCCAACGGCGAAGUUGUGGAAACUAGCGAUUUCUCGUAUGAAAAUUGUUCAAUUGUCAUGAACUUGUGGCACAAGAUUGCUGAAAAGCGCACUAGUGAGGGAUACACGGCAGUGCUCAAAGACCCCAAUGUGGACUUCUUGAUGAGCUUGGGUGACAGCGAAAACAAUCGCAACUCUUAUCGCAAGCUCUUGUUCUUGAAGGUCGAUGGCGAGGUCAUCGCAUCUGCUGUAUUGUUCUUCCUAGGCGAUACUAUCACGUCGGAUAUCCAAGGACUCGACCACGAAAAGGCUCGCCAGUUCAAAGCUUACUUUGUGAUGAUGCAGGAAACAAUCGCAAUUGCCCUGCGUGAUAACAUUUCCUUUGUCGAUUUUGGCCCUACCACUGGUAAGGCCAAGAUGGAUAUCGGAAGCAGAGAAAUCCCGCUCAAGGGUGCUAUUUAUGCGCAGCAGCCCCUAUCCACGAUGGUUCAGUUGUUUGCUGAUCAAGUUCACAGCGGCUAG